AGGAGGAGGAGGAGCCGGAGCCAUGGCCGGGUUCGCAGAGCUGGGGCUCUCGUCGUGGCUGGUGGCGCAGUGUAAACAGCUGGGCCUGAAGCAUCCCACGCCCGUGCAGCAGAACUGCGUCCCCGUCAUUCUGGAGGGUCGAGACUGCAUGGGAUGUGCAAAGACUGGCAGUGGCAAGACGGCUGCCUUCGUCCUGCCUAUUCUGCAGAAGUUGUCUGAAGACCCCUAUGGCAUUUUCUGCCUUGUGCUAACACCCACCAGGGAACUGGCCUAUCAAAUUGCUGAGCAGUUCCGUGUCCUUGGGAAGCCACUGGGCCUGAAGGACUGUAUCAUCGUUGGUGGAAUGGACAUGGUGGCCCAGGCCCUGGAGCUGUCCCGCAAGCCCCACGUGGUCAUCGCAACACCAGGCCGCCUGGCCGAUCAUCUCCGAAGUUCUAGCACCUUCAGCAUCAAGAAGAUCCGUUUUUUGGUGAUGGACGAGGCUGACCGACUGCUGGAACAGGGCUGCACCGACUUCACCAAAGACUUGGAAGUGAUCUUUGAUGCAGCACCAGCCCAGCGACAAACACUCCUCUUCAGCGCCACCCUCACGGACACGUUAAAGGUUCUCCGGAGAAUCGCUUCUAAUAAGCCUUUCUUCUGGGAGGCCCAGGCUGAGGUCCGCACCGUGGAGCAGCUGGACCAGCGCUACCUGCUGGUGCCUGAGAAAGUAAAGGACGCCUACCUUGUCCACCUGAUCCAGACCUUCCAUGAUGAGCACGAAGACUGGUCCAUCAUCAUCUUCACCAACACGUGCAAGACUUGCCAGGUAUUGAACAUGAUGCUGAGGAAAUUCAACUUCCCUUCUGUCGCACUCCAUUCCAUGAUGAAGCAGAAAGCUCGUUUUGCUGCUUUGGCCAAAUUCAAGUCUAGCGUCUUCCGGAUCUUGAUUGCGACAGAUGUGGCAUCUCGAGGCUUGGAUAUCCCCACAGUGCAGGUUGUCAUUAACCACAAUACCCCAGGCCUCCCUAAGAUCUACAUCCACCGAGUAGGGCGGACUGCCCGGGCAGGGCGUCACGGCAUUGCCAUCACACUUGUGACUCAGUAUGACAUACACCUGCUCCACGCCAUCGAGGAAGAGAUCAAGAAGAAGUUAGAUGACUUCAGUGUGGAGGAGGCCAAGGUCCUCAAAAUCCUCACCCAAGUCAAUGUGGUCCGAAGAGAAUGUGAGAUUAAACUGGAGGCCACAGACUUUGAUGAGAAGAAAGAGAUCAAUAAGAGGAAGCAGCUGAUCCUAGAAGGGAAGGACCCAGACCUAGAGGCCAAGAGGAAGGCAGAGCUGACCAAGAUCCGGCAGAAGAAUAAGCAGUUCAAGGACCGUGUGAUGCAGACGCUGCAGAGGCGGGCAGCCUUGAGACUGAAGAGGAAACGGCAGAAGCGGAAGCAGAAGCAGAAGCCACCACUGACAGCCAAGGGGGAGAAAAGUGAGGGCUGAGUCUGAGCCCCUGCCCCUGCCCCGUCUGGGGCCAGGACCCUCAAUCCCCCCAACCCCUCUUUUCACGGUAUUGGGAUGGGGUCAGCACUAGAGGGCAGCCAGAGGGUGCCUGGCUCCUGCCACAUGUUCCUGUGACUAACUUAAAAUAAAAAAUAUUGAGUUCUACAGUU
This is a messenger RNA of Dromiciops gliroides (monito del monte), 1644 nucleotides long. RefSeq names its product DEAD-box helicase 49 (gene DDX49). Gene Ontology annotation, molecular function: RNA helicase activity; nucleic acid binding; ATP binding. The coding region runs from base 23 to 1474 and encodes 483 amino acids. The record is from RefSeq and is a predicted model, not a curated record. The transcript is spliced from 13 exons. Lineage: Eukaryota; Metazoa; Chordata; Mammalia; Microbiotheria; Microbiotheriidae.